Molecule: messenger RNA, 1308 nt
Organism: Gordionus sp. m RMFG-2023
Lineage: Eukaryota; Metazoa; Nematomorpha; Gordioida; Chordodea; Parachordodidae
Product: iduronate 2-sulfatase-like
Exons: 7
Coding region: 21-893 (290 amino acids)
Cellular component (GO): cytoplasm
Molecular function (GO): iduronate-2-sulfatase activity
Source: RefSeq, a predicted model, not a curated record
GGAAAAAUAUUUUAUUUAUUAUGGCCGAUGAUAUGAGACCUGAUUUAGGUUGCUAUGGCAAUGAACAAGUACAUACGCCUAAUUUGGAUUAUUUAGCUUCUCGAGGGAUUUUGUUCCGGAAUGCUUAUUCCCAGCAAGCUUUAUGCGCUCCUAGUAGAGCUUCAAUUUUUACCAGUAGAUUGCCAGAAAGGACCAAGGUUUUUGAUCUGCAUACCUAUUGGCGUGUAUCGAGUGAAGGCAAUUUCACCACUAUGCCUCAGUACUUUAAGGAAAAUGGUUACUUUACAUACUCCAUCGGUAAAGUAUUUCAUCCUGGGAAAGCGUCUAAUUUUAGCGACGAUUAUCCUUACAGUUGGAGCCUUCCUCCCUAUCACCCACCAUCAGAAAUUUACGAGAAUAAACCGACAUGUUCCGAUUAUAACCUCGAAGAAAACAUCACGAAAAAUGAUUUUUUCGAAAUCAACUCGACUAAUCAUUUAAAACGCAAUGCUAUUUGCCCAGUGGACGUUCAUACUCAACCCACGAAAACAUUGCCAGAUAUUGAGAUGGCUAAGCACGCGAUAAAAAUUUUAUCGAAGAUAUCCAAAUCUCGUAAAAGCCCCGAAAACAAUAUGUACAAGAAACCAUUUUUCUUGGCUGUAGGUUUUCACAAACCUCAUCUCCCUUUAAAAUAUCCCAAGAAUUACAAAAGAUAUUACCCGCUCGAUAAGAUAAUAUUACCUUCGAAUCCAUAUUACCCUGCUAAUUUACCAGAAGUAGCGUGGAAUCCAUGGUUAUCUUUACAAUCUAGAGAUGACAUAAAGAGAUUAAAUAUAUCCUUUCCUUUUGGUUACUUGCCCAACGAUGUACAGUAUUCCAUUCCAACCUUAUCCAAGAGGGUAUUUUCAGAAUAAAUAUUGUCCUGGAAGUCGGUUCUUCACUCCAAACCUCUAACCUUGUGAGAGACACCGCCACUAAUAAAAAUUUCUUUUAUAUUAAAUUUAACGCGCUGGUCCUUGAGCUGCGUCCGCAAAAGAGUCUUAGAGAGACAAACAUCUGUAGUAUCCUUGGGAUGCAAUCCAUCCUAUAUUAUAUUAUCCUUCCAGUCUUUCAAGGCAACUUUAACUCAUAUCUCUUCUGACCUCUUAUAUUUAAUCAACCCCGACCAAGAAGUUGAUUAAGGAUGUUCUUGUGUGAAUAGAACCCGAGUCUUCAUUUAUUUAGUCCAUAUCUCUAACCAUGUGAGCGACAAACCUGAUACUUAAAAAAAUCUCUUUUUUUAUUAUAUAACGAACGCUGCAAACCAGUCAAAAAAGACCUGGGAUAAUA